AUGGGCGCAAUAGGUCUCGCCCUGGCCAUGGGCAUCAAUCAAAUGUUCCCAAGGCAGGGUAAGAUUGCCCUAGCCUCUAGGCCUCGACUAGAUCGUAAGGGAGUCAACGACGACCUGCCGCUCAUACUGUCGGAGGCAAACGUGCGGCCAGAGGAGCACAACGCGUCACGAGGAUGGCAAGGCGAGUACGGCUCGAGCACCAAGACGUAA
This is a messenger RNA of Parastagonospora nodorum SN15, 210 nucleotides long. RefSeq lists its product as hypothetical. The transcript is spliced from 3 exons. Bases 1 to 210 code for a protein of 69 amino acids. The record is from RefSeq and is a predicted model, not a curated record. NCBI's taxonomy places the organism in Eukaryota, Fungi, Ascomycota, Dothideomycetes, Pleosporales, Phaeosphaeriaceae.